This is a messenger RNA of Oryza sativa Japonica Group (Japanese rice), 1162 nucleotides long. RefSeq lists its product as uncharacterized. Gene Ontology annotation, molecular function: dynein intermediate chain binding. Gene Ontology annotation, cellular component: cytoplasmic dynein complex. The record is from RefSeq and is a predicted model, not a curated record. NCBI's taxonomy places the organism in Eukaryota, Viridiplantae, Streptophyta, Magnoliopsida, Poales, Poaceae. Gene Ontology annotation, biological process: microtubule-based process.
GAUCUCGCGGAGGCCGUGUAGCCGACCGGCCGCGUGCAUCGGCGGGCUGAAUACGUACGCGAACGCGAGGCGACCCGGAAUUCGCCGCGCUCUCUCUCUCGCGCGCGGUCGGUGAUCCCGCCGGCGCGCUCCCCGGGCAGAGAGGGAAAACAAAAAACAAAGAAAAGCGGAGACGCCACGACGCCAACUUUAACGAACCCCAACGAACGAUAAAGCCGCCCCAACCGCUGCCCAAGCGCCAAAAAAAUAAUAAUAAUAAUACACACACAUACUGACACAUACACAGUAACACAGAGAGGAGAGUGAGAGAGAGUCUCUGCUUCCGGUGAGUCAAAGCUCCCGGCGCGGCCGGCGGGAACGGCGAGCGGCGACCGAGCAUGAGGGAGCAGGAGGAGGGUGGCCUGCAGGCGGCGGGGCGCCGGGGUGGGGUUGUCAGGGCGCUGCUCGGCCUCGGCGCGAUCGCGGAGGGCGCCGCCGCCGCCGAGGGGGGAUUGCCGAGGAAGGCGGGGGCGGGGGACGGCGGCGGCGAGGAGAGGAAGGCGGUGGUGAGGGUGGUGGCGGCCGACAUGCCGCCCGCGCUGCAGCGGCGCGCGUUCCGCUGCGCCCGCGACGAGCUCGCCGGGAUGCCGCGCUCCCCGCGGCGGCUCGAGCCCAAGCGCCUCGCCCUCGCCCUCAAGAAGGAGUUUGACACUGCUUAUGGACCAGCUUGGCACUGCAUCGUAGGGACGAGUUUCGGUUCAUAUGUCACCCAUGCCCGGGGUGGAUUCUUGUACUUUUCCGUUGAUAAGGUCUAUAUACUGUUGUUCAGGACGGCCGUGGAGCCCCAACCGCAUUGUGAAGAUCAGACAGUUAGUUCAUGAAUUUAUGCUGUGAAAACAUCCCAAAUGCAGUUGUCCAGCUACGCCAAGACCUUGUGCAUUGCAUGAAUGGGGACUCCUUUUUGGCGCUUAUAUAUAUGGUUCUAAUGUCAAAAAAUAUUUCGAGUGGCUAGUGUGAUUCUGUUAGUUUAUGGCUGAAUGCGGUGUACCUUAGAUUUCUGUCAUUUCUGUCGCCCCUUGUAGAUGGUCAGAUAGGAACAGAAGCUGGCCAGGGAGCACAAAUGGGUGUAUAUUGUCAUGCAAUCCCUCAGAAUGCAGUGAAUCAGAUGAAAGUUUGUGACUCA